AUGGCGUCUUCAACUCAAGACGAAGAAGAAGUCCACCACCGCAAGGAAGAAGACGCACUCGCCAAAGAACCGGACCUUGACCUGAACAAAGAAGCCAAACACGAAGACGAUGACAAGAUCGUGGCCUCAGAGUCAGAGACAAGGGAAGCAAAGAAGCAGAAAGUGGAACAAGAAGUCAAAGAUGCUGAUCAAGAAGACGAAAGCAGAGGAGCUACGACGAUGGUGCCUUCAACGACAACACCAAGAAGCUUAACUCAAGAAGAAGCAAAGCUUAGCCGAGCAAUGCAGCAGACCGAUCCAAAAGCAGCUGACGACGAGCGACGUGAAAAGAACAAGCUGUCUCACUCUGGGCUGUCUUUAUCGAACUCGCAAGUGAGGAAGAAGUUUCAGCAGCUUCUCGAAGAAUCAGGGAAAAACGAGAGGAGGUUUUCGGUAUACGGACCAGACGGGAAGGUUCAUGAGAUUUGGCUUGGUAAGGAGAGGACGUCGUCGUUUGGUUUGACGAUAGGGUGGUGGAGGUUCGUGGUAGAGUAUUGGCUCAAGGAGUGGUGUAACUUCGUCACGGUUUGGAUGUUUAGGCACAGAGUCACUCAACGGAUUUGCUUAGCUAUUGAUGUCACAAUGUUUGCGUUCUGGAAACAGGUUAGUAAGAGGAUCUCUCAGGCUGCUUUCGAGGAUUCUGAUUAG
Molecule: messenger RNA, 687 nt
Organism: Brassica rapa (field mustard)
Lineage: Eukaryota; Viridiplantae; Streptophyta; Magnoliopsida; Brassicales; Brassicaceae
Product: putative B3 domain-containing protein At4g03160
Source: RefSeq, a predicted model, not a curated record